GCCCAACCAUAAUCGGAAAACAAGUGAUAAAGUGAAUCGAAAGCCUAAUGGGGCCUAAGAACGUCCUGGCCACGGCGAGGUUUAAUGACAAGCUGCUAAAUGAUAUUUUAGUGGACUUAAUGACUUGAAGUGGCACGUAAAAUGGCAUUCAAGUGCCAAUGCAAGAUCUCAUCUUGAACUGCGGCAGUGGUCUCCCAAAAAUGCCGACUAGGAUGACAUAGGUAAUUCAUUGACGAUAGGUCUGAAUCACCGGCUAAAAGGCUUCAUUCGUUUUCGUCACAGCUCGCUGGUUGCUGGUCACCGUCAGCCAGUCAGGCUGUUUCAGACCUACCAACUGACCAUCCGCAGUCUACCGACACACACACUGAGCGUACUGCAUGUAGAGCGAUAUCAUGGUGGUUGGAAUGGAGCUAGAGAGGCUCGGCGGCGCGGCGGACUUUACGCCUGACAUGACUGGCUUGACGGCCGACCUUACCCUGGCUGGAUCGUGACCCGCCUUAUUUUGCGUCUGGACGUGUCACAGGAAGGCGCCCCUGUGUGUUCUGACGUGGUCGGCACACAGGACGACACACAGGCUCGCUGGGGACGCAGACGAACACCAUUUCCGUGGGUACACUCCACACCGGGACCGGGGGAAGGGCGGUCGCCUUGCGUCAGUACCUGGCCUACAUACAAUGGGCGCCGGCCGGGAGACGGUGCCCGGGGCGACGAUCUCUGGCUGCUUCAACGAGCGCCGGUCGGAGCUGCAGCAUAUAAACGGUGAAGGCACGGGGAGGGCGAGACUACUACUCUCUCGACUCGACUCAGCGGCACAGUUACUGUCCGACCCAGCUAUGAACUGCCGCGCUCUCGUUCUGCUCACGGUGGCCGUGCUGGCCAGCUACUCCGAGGCCGUGAUCGUGCUCACCACGGCAGCCGCGGCGGGCACGGUGGGUGUAGGCGCCGCCACGGCCGCCGUAGCUCUAGCCGGUAUCGGCGGCUUGGCCCUGGGCGCCGGCCUGGGCGGACUGGUAGCAGCCGGCGGCCGCCGCCGUCACAAGCGCUCAGUUGAGGAAGUCGCCAAGGAGGACACCGUCUUCAACCUGGUGGCGGCCUCAGACAGCUACGGCUGCGCCCUGAAGCUGGUCUGCCUGCUGGAGGCCAAGCCGGACGACCAGCUGGGCGAAGACGACAAGUUCAUCCUGAACAUCUUUGGCCGGGAGCCGGAGGCACCGGCCGUGGACGCCCUCCAGUCGGCGCGCGGAGCCUACGACUAUGCCGCCUUCAUGGGCCACAAGUUCGGCGCCGACUCCUGCGAGAAGCUGUUCCACACGUGCUCCUUCCAGUAUGACGCUAUGAUUGAGUACGUGGCGCGCCUGCGCGCCUAGACAACUAGCACUACAAGCGUACCACGAUACUCGUAAAGCAGUAGCUCAUGUGACAUAAGUGUUCAUUGUUCCGCGUCACUGGAUUCGGAUUCGUUGACCUCUACUGUUCGGUGUGUGCGAAGUACCAAACAGGUCCAUAGAAACGUAGUGUACACUCAACACGCCGCACUUAAAAGGUACAAAUUGUAAUAUUUAUGAUUGAUAAUUUAUUUGUGAAUAAAAUAGAGAA
This is a messenger RNA of Amphibalanus amphitrite, 1596 nucleotides long. RefSeq lists its product as uncharacterized. NCBI's taxonomy places the organism in Eukaryota, Metazoa, Arthropoda, Thecostraca, Balanomorpha, Balanidae. The coding region runs from base 675 to 1367 and encodes 230 amino acids. The record is from RefSeq and is a predicted model, not a curated record. The transcript has 3 exons.